AUGUUCAAAUCCAUUGCUCUUUUCGGCCUGCUCCUUGCUGGGGCAAGUGCCGUCCCCACCCCGACUGAAGACCUCGUUCCUCGGGCCUGUUCCACCUUGGGACCCUCGACUAUUGACGUCUUGCGGGUAUCGACCCCCGACAACGCGUCCCCCGGCCUGCAGUUUACCCUCAGCCGCGCUGGAUCUCCGGUCUACAACACACAGGUCGCCGCCCUGACGUUCGAGUACAUCCCCACGGGAGCUACGGGAUGCAUGCUCGAGAUCGACAUCCCGCCGCUCGCUCAGGUCAACCAGAUCGCCCAGGGCGCAACCCAGGUGGAUAUCUGGACGACUGACCCGUGGAACUGGAACAACCUUCCCACCUGGAACCACCCACCAACCAAGCGCUCGAUGGUGGGCACGUACAUCUUCCCGACGCAGCAGACGACGACAACCUCCAAGACCAUUGUGAUGUCCAACACUUGUGAUAACAUUAUGAGUUUCCAGGUGGAGUUGAGCGGAUGGCAGAACCAGGAAGGCAGUGUGAACUUCUUCAACACUUUGGGCGGGAAGGUGGGACUGGUGCCGAUUGGGUUCCGGAUGAUUUACAACUGUUGA
Molecule: messenger RNA, 597 nt
Organism: Aspergillus clavatus NRRL 1
Lineage: Eukaryota; Fungi; Ascomycota; Eurotiomycetes; Eurotiales; Aspergillaceae
Exons: 1
Coding region: 1-597 (198 amino acids)
Source: RefSeq, a predicted model, not a curated record